Messenger RNA from Drosophila ananassae, 1828 nucleotides. RefSeq names its product protein maelstrom 2. Gene Ontology annotation, cellular component: P granule; nucleus. The transcript has a single exon. Gene Ontology annotation, biological process: male meiotic nuclear division; regulation of miRNA-mediated gene silencing; spermatogenesis. Gene Ontology annotation, molecular function: sequence-specific DNA binding. The record is from RefSeq and is a predicted model, not a curated record. Lineage: Eukaryota; Metazoa; Arthropoda; Insecta; Diptera; Drosophilidae. The coding region runs from base 100 to 1536 and encodes 478 amino acids.
UCAGUCUUAUGAGAGUUUCGUAUUGGAGCGCAUUGUCAAAUACGCUGAUAUUGUUUGUUUUCGCAUAGGUUCGUUUCAGCAGUUUCCUAAAGAUUCAAGAUGCCGCCGAAAAAACACAGCGGAUUUAUGAUGUUCGUGAACGAAUGGCGCGACAACAACCCCGAAGGUCGCAAUUUGAGCAUUGCCCAAGCUGUGUCCCGAUGUGGGUCUAUUUGGGAGAAAAUGACUGCUCAGCAGCGCGGUCCGUACAACUCUGGGGCAAAAAACGCUGACGUUUUGACCCGCGUAAAGAAGGAGCGCCUUAACUGCCAUGGGCAGGUUUUAUCCCAGGUUGAGCUGGAGGAGCGCGAAAUGGCCGAGAGCCAAAUACACAUGAAGCGCUGUACCGAACGCAUCGUUAUGGAUGCCAAACGCUCGCAUGAUCUAGAAAACACAAAAUUUGUGUUUGUUGCCUUUAAUUAUUUCACCAAGGCUUUCACCACCGACGUAUAUGUCCCUGCCGAAUUUUCAGCGAGUGAAUACUCUUUUAAUGAAGGAAUUAUGUCCGUGUACAGUACCUUAAUCGACCCAGGUCAAAUUAUAUUUGGGCAGGGCAGCGACGCCCAACAUCACUCGUCGACCACGCACAACUUACCGCUGCCUCCUAACGCUUUGGGGGAAAAAAACAUGGGAAAAUUAUACCGUAACAUUUUGGAAUAUCUAUCUAAAAUUCAGGAGGGCAAAGACGCUACUAAACCUUUCGUAGUGUUUACUAAAACCGAUAUGGUACCGUUCGUUAAGUCAUGCUUUCGGUACUUGGCUUGCGAAAAUCAGGACGGCUCCUAUGAAAAUGGAGACCAGAUACAGGUUCUUGACAUCCAAUAUUUGCUUUUCAUCCAGAAAAAGGAGGUUUUGGACAUCGCUGGAGUUUCAGACGAAAAGAUAAAUUUAUAUGUGACGGACGCAUACUUUUUAAAGGACUUUUUCGAGUUUACUCCUGAAAUUUCUUGCCAGUAUCAUGAAGAAAAUGACCGCUCAAAAUAUUGCACGCAGAGCCUUGUGAUGCGAUGGGCUUACACCUUCAGCGAUUAUAUGUGCAGUGACCUGGCUAUAUCCGUUCAACCGGGAAAACAUAUUCCACCUAAGACAAAACCGAACUACAGGGUAAUUCCCGCUAAUUCGAGUGUUCACGAGUCUUCUUUUGAUUCAUUCUACUCAAUUCCGGCAUCAUGUGAGAAAAAAGAAGAUUCACCCACAGUUCUAUCGCCAGCCUCCAGCCGGCGAUCACUUGCAUCAUCCCCUUACGUGCCAACAGACCAUACUUCGUUUGUUGGCGACCUUAACAAGAAAGACGAAUUUCCAUCUCUCGGUGGGCGGCGAACCGCCAACAGUCGCACUGGUGCCCAGCGAUCUAACACUAUGGGAUCCUGGAAUCUACCCGCUCACGCCCGUGCUCUUCAUGACUUUUCUGACGACGACUUUAGUGUAACAAGCUCUAGAAAGGAGAAGGAAUUGAAUUUGAUUACAUUCCGUUCACCUUACCUUUAUAUUACAUAAAUGUUUAGACUUUUACUGGCGAAAAUAGAACAUUUUGAUUUGUUACAUUCUAAGAAAGAAGAUUUACAAUAAGAAUAUACUGUGCACUUAUGCAAAAACCUUUCGUUAGAUUUUUUUGAAUCCUUUGUUUUUGUCUAGAGAAAAAUACAACAUUUUCUUUUAUUACGAACUACAAAAAUAAUCGCUACAACGUUGUAGUGAACACAAUUCAUUUAAUACUUUGUUAUGUAUUCACAGUUGUCCGGUACAAAUACAAAUCAUUUGUUAAUUCUUCAAAUAAAAUAAACUGAAA